Cryptomeria japonica (Japanese cedar) is the source of this 1203-nucleotide messenger RNA. RefSeq lists its product as uncharacterized. Gene Ontology annotation, biological process: double-strand break repair via homologous recombination. Lineage: Eukaryota; Viridiplantae; Streptophyta; Pinopsida; Cupressales; Cupressaceae. Gene Ontology annotation, cellular component: Slx1-Slx4 complex. Gene Ontology annotation, molecular function: 5'-flap endonuclease activity; crossover junction DNA endonuclease activity. The record is from RefSeq and is a predicted model, not a curated record. The transcript is spliced from 4 exons. The coding region runs from base 264 to 812 and encodes 182 amino acids.
CCUGUAUAGUCGAGAGUUCCUGACCAAUUGUGUACACGCAGAAAGCUCAGCCGGCUUGGAACCCAUACGGUUAGGAGCAAAUCCUCAUUAUAAGCAUUUUAUAAAAUCAUCGUUUUUAGGAGCUUCCGAUAGGUAGUUUUCACAGAGUUUUGAUACCUGUAAUCAAGCAAGAAAAUCGAGAGGAUGCGCAAAUUAGAGGCCUGUAUUUGUUGCAGGCAAUAAUCUUGGAUCCACAUCCCAAUAUCAUAAUUAGAAUUACAAAAAUGGAAAAACAAGAAACAGCCUGCAUUCAGAGGGAGGAGGAAAACUGUAGCAGCAAGAAGCCCACUUUCUUUGGAUGCUAUUUGCUCUGCUCCCUCUGCCCCGGUUUCAGAGGAACCAGCUAUAUAGGGUAUACAUCUGAUCCACAGCGCCGAUUAAGACAGCACAAUGGUGAAAUAAAGCGUGGAGCAGAUCGAACCAAAAAGAAACGGCCUUGGGAAAUGAUUCUUUUUGUUUAUGGUUUCCCAUCUGAAGUUUCUGCACUUCAGUUUGAGUGGGCCUGGCAGCAUCCAACACGGUCUGUGGUAUUGAAGAAUGCAGCUGCAAGCAUAAAGCCAUCACAAGGAAUUAGGAGGAAAAUAAAACUCCUUUAUACCAUGUUAACUCUUAAAAAAUGGAAUAGUUUAAAUCUUACUGUGAACUUCUUUACAACGAAACAUAAUAAGCAUACUAAAGAUUGCCCGCCUCUCCCUCCUCAGAUGGAGGUUCGGAUUUCUUCAGUUGAUGAACUUCCCUGCUACAAAGCAGUCGAUGAUUCAUGUAACAAAUAAGAAGGAAUGAAAAUAUUAAAUAGAGAAAACGGGGCCAAUGUAAGUUAGCAAAGCCUUUCUUCACUGUGAUAUAAUGUAACGUUUACAUAUGAUGGCCAAGACAAGUAUAUUGAUAAAAUUUUAAGCGAAGGGAAUUCAGAUAGUGACAACGUCCAAAAGAAGAGUGCUUGUUCAUCCUUCAUACUACGUUUACAUACCUGUUAGAUCAGAUCUAGGAACAGGAUGCAAAUGCAGUUGUGAAAAAGCCUUCAAUCGUUGAGGCUUGAAAGUCGAAUAAUUCCUAGCACAGAUUGGCAAACGUUUCUGUUUGACGAAUAUAGUUCCCUUGUGUCAUUGUAUGUAGAAUAUUUCCUAUUCAUUUGUGCUAGAAAAUGCUGCCGAUUUUUUUUUU